GGGUGCGGGCGGGCGCCCCAACAUGGCCUUCACCAUGCUGCGCCCCGUGGCCGCCCGCGUGCUCUACCCCGACCUCAGCAUGCUCUCGGAGGACGAGGAGAACCGCAGCGAGAGCGACACGUCGGACCAGUCGUUCGGCUGCUGCGAGGGCCCCGAGGCUCGCCGCAAGCUGCCGCGGAAGCCGGGCCCCAUGGUGAUGGUGAAGCAGAGGCAGGCGGCGAACGCGCGGGAGCGGGACCGGACCCAGAGCGUCAACACGGCCUUCACCGCCCUGCGGACCCUCAUCCCCACCGAGCCCGUGGAUCGCAAGCUGUCCAAGAUCGAGACGCUCCGCCUGGCCUCCAGCUACAUCUCCCACCUGGCCAACGUGCUGCUGCUGGGCGAGGGCUGCGAGGACGGGCAGCCCUGUUUCAGUGCCAUCUAUGGCGCCAAGGGCGACCUGGACAGCAAACAGCCCCGCAGCAUCUGCACCUUCUGCCUCAGCAACCAGCGGAAAGGGGGCAGUCGGAGGGACCUCGGGGGCAACUGCCUGAAGGUGCGAGGGGUGACGCCCCUGCGAGUGUCGCGGAGAUGAGCCGGGCUCCGGCAGCGCCCACCUGACACAGCGGCGGAGGCAGACGGAGCCCGCGCACGCCAGCCCAGAGACCGCAGCGGGGAGGGAGGGAGCUGCUCACCUGAGGUGGCAGCGGCCGAGCCCAGGCUGGCCCCACACCGACAUUGGCCCUGGAGCCGCCAGGGGGGCGGGA
This is a messenger RNA of Melospiza melodia melodia, 746 nucleotides long. RefSeq names its product transcription factor 15 (gene TCF15). The record is from RefSeq and is a predicted model, not a curated record. The transcript is spliced from 2 exons. Bases 23 to 574 code for a protein of 183 amino acids. Gene Ontology annotation, biological process: regulation of transcription by RNA polymerase II; developmental process. Gene Ontology annotation, molecular function: protein dimerization activity; DNA-binding transcription factor activity, RNA polymerase II-specific; RNA polymerase II transcription regulatory region sequence-specific DNA binding. NCBI's taxonomy places the organism in Eukaryota, Metazoa, Chordata, Aves, Passeriformes, Passerellidae.